AUGCAGUCCGACGACGUGAUCUGGUCAGUUACGGGUCUCGCACGGCGGAAGGCUCGGAAGGCUGAUCAGCUCUCGACUGCUGGACCACUCGCACUUUCACAGGGGUAUCAUCAACACCCAACAUUGCUCAUACAAGAUCAAGUGCGUACUGCUCUAUCAAAAUACGGAUAUGACCGCAUGCCCCCGUAUGCUGACUCUCCUCGUCCUUUCACUCGCCACCUCGUCUCCGCUCCUUCUCCUUCCAUUCGUUCCUUUCACCAGGACGAUCACCCAAAACUUUUGUCGCAACGAAUACAACCUAACUGGUCUCUGCUCGCGUCAAUCGUGCCCGUUGGCCAACAGUCGGUAUGCGACCGUUCGCGAGCAUGCCGGUCAGUCCAUCACAUCCACCUCAAAUCGAAGACAUUCUCAGAGUUUGUUCCAUCCCACUGAGACGCUGGGUCAUUCUAUGUCGGCUCAACAGGAACGGUGUAUCUGUACAUGAAGACGAUCGAAAGGGCUCAUCUGCCGAGCAAGAUGUGGGAGCGCGUGAGGCUGUCGUCGAAUUACACCAAGGCGUUGGAUCAGGUCGGUUCUUUCUCUCCUCGUCCCCUUCUCGCUAAACGGAACGGAUACGAGCUGACAGCACGCGAUACUUUGACUUAUUUUUCCGAACAGAUCGAUCAACACCUCAUCUACUGGCCUGAUUACCUCAUUCACAAGUGCAAGCAACGCAUGACCAAGAUCACCCAAUACCUCAUCAAGAUGCAGAAGCUCAAGCUCAAGGAUGCGUAAGUUCCAUUCCUAGCUCAAAAUCAACAAAAAAAAAAAAACUACCAAGCAGGCGCCAGAUGCUCACCUCUAUCUUUGGUUACACGCAGACCUCAACUCGUACCGAUCAAGCAAAAAUUGGAGCGACGUGAAUCGGCUCGUGAAGCGAAAGCGCUCACCGCCGCGCGACUCGAAAAGUCACUCGAAAAGGAGUUGAUCGCUCGGUUGAAGUCCCGAGCGUACGGUGACGCCCCCUUGAACGUCAAUGAACAAGUUUGGCAAGCCGUAUUGAACCGCGAGAAGAGGGAGAAGGAAGGUGGGGUCGAAGGGGAGAAGGAGAGGGAGAAGGAAUUGGCAGGGUUGGGGAUGGAGUCCGAUGAUGAGACUGAUUACGAUUCGGAUGAAUUUGAGGAGGACGACGAAGAGGAGGAUUAUGAGGCUGGACAGGCUGAGUUUGUCAGUGAUUUCGAUGAGAGUGAUUUGGAGGAUUUGGAGGACGUGGGUGGGGAUGAAGAAGGGGUUUGGUCCGAAGAUUCGGACGAGGACGGGCCGAGUGGAACUGAGGAGGAGGGUUCGGAAGAGGAUGAUGAGGAUGAUGAGGAUCAAGAGGUUCAGGAUUCCAAGGGGAAGAGGAAAGCAACCAAGCCCGAACCGCCGACGCCGAAGCGAGCGGUCAAGAAACCUCGCAAGGGGGGAAACAACAAGAAGGGGCCGAGGGUCGAAGUCGAGUACGAACAAGAGACCGAGAGGUUGGACCCGAGGACAGUCGAUGCUUGGUAG
Messenger RNA from Microbotryum saponariae, 1530 nucleotides. NCBI's taxonomy places the organism in Eukaryota, Fungi, Basidiomycota, Microbotryomycetes, Microbotryales, Microbotryaceae. The record is from the annotation of a GenBank genome assembly.